Messenger RNA from Pecten maximus, 2465 nucleotides. Its product is annotated as macrophage mannose receptor 1-like. Bases 94 to 1923 code for a protein of 609 amino acids. Lineage: Eukaryota; Metazoa; Mollusca; Bivalvia; Pectinida; Pectinidae. The record is from RefSeq and is a predicted model, not a curated record. Gene Ontology annotation, molecular function: signaling receptor activity. The transcript is spliced from 14 exons.
ACGGAGGCUGGUCAAAGUCGACACUUGCUGUUGUGGGGCGGUGUGAUUAAUUUAUGGCGACUCGUCAUCUCAUAUUGUAACUAAGGUGUCACCAUGUUGAGGAUAUUUCUCUUCCUGACAGCUUUGGCUGUUGUGUUAGGCGACACCGUGGACCUAGGAUGUGACCCUGGCUGGUAUCCUAAUGGCGGCUAUUGUUAUCUAUUUAAUACAAACAAACGCGUAACACAUCAACAAGCUGCCGACGAAUGUAACGACUAUCUGGCUACACUUGUCAGGGUGGAGUCAGCGAACGAGAAGACGUUUCUACAAACCACGAUUCCUCAAUUUACGUCAGAUGGGUUCUGGACGGAUAUGACAGACCUCCGCUUUGAUGGGACAUCAACAGGAACAGGGGUGUGGGAGUGGGGAGGAUACGAGAAGGUUAACAUGUCUUCAAUCUCUUGGGAACAAUACCCGACCAGCAACCCAAAAGACUCGUGUGGAGCAAUUAACAUUCAGGGAAAGUUCCAGAACUGGAAAUGUGACCAGCGUCUUGGCUACAUAUGUGAGCUCGACGUUGGCCAAUACGGUGCUUGCCCUUUCAGAUGGAUGUUUGGAAUAGACACCUGUUUUCUCUUCAGCAAUACUAGUGAUCCUAGUCAAUUAUUGUCUUGGACCAACGCAAAGGCCCAGUGUGCAUCGUAUGUCGUUGGCAAUGCUACCGGAAAACUUGUGACCCUUGACAAACCGACUGAUGCGUCUUAUAUUGUAAAUGAGAUGCCUGAGAUUGCCAACUCCACUGUAAUGUACUGGACGGGGCUUAUCAAAACGGCCUCAUCCUGGGCAUGGGAUGGCGGAGACCAGUACCACGGCGGUUAUUUUGCCUGGGCAAAAGAACCUGACCAUAUUAACAACAAUGAGCACUGCGCCAUCUUAAAAACAGACGGUAAAUUUAGUGACCAGAACUGUAACAGGCCAAUGAACUACGCCUGUCGAUUGGGAACUACACAACAAAAUACGGAUUUCUACAUGGGCUGCAAUGGAUGGACUCGCGCCGGUCACAAGUGCUAUAUGAUUUAUGACGGACCCAAGAGCACCUGGUCUCAAGCAAACACAAUAUGUUCGUCUCUCAGUGCAAGGCUAUUGAAAGUGGAAUCUCUGGACGAAAGAGACUGGAUUGAAUGGCAGCUGACAGAUGAGUCCCAUCCAAAUGUCUACUGGUCCGGACUGAACGACAGAGCUACAGAAGGUUCCUAUCGUUGGGCGGAUGGUACCAAAGCCAAUAGUUCCCUAAUCCGUUGGAAUCAGGAGCCUAACUCAUGGUUCGGGGAUGAAGAUUGUGCUGGUAUUCGUCAGGACGGUAGCUACAACGAUAAAGACUGUUUUCUACACUCUCCCGCCAUUUGUGAAUAUAACGACAAUCAAUGCCCACAAGGAUGGGUGGCUUGGGCAUCGACCAGCGGUACUGUCUGUUACUAUUUCUCUGCCGUUAACCAGACAUUUACUUGGGACGAGGCAAACUCUUUCUGUAAAGGCUUAACACAAACUGGUAAGAUGAUACCGACGCUUCUAGCCGUCAACAGCCAAGCAGAAGAGACUUUCAUUAAUGGUGCACUGGCAAAGCAACCCAUGAAUCCGAAGUCUUGGUGGACGGGACUGAACGACGUGAAAAAUGAGGGCAUCUGGACCUAUCCUGAUCCAUCCAACACUCCACCUAAUAUGGCCGUCAUUCCAUGGAAUUCUGAGCCCAACGACAAGCUCGGGAAUAAAGACUGUGUGAUGCUAGGCUGGUCUGGGCAUUACAUGGUUGUCAACUGCAAAGCAAAAAUAGGAUUUGUCUGCGAAAAAUGGCCAUAUGGAACAAAUCCGAACAAAGCAAGCACAAGAUCGCUAUCCUCUUCACUGGUAGCAUUAGUGGUAUCCGUCGUUUUGUUUCUCUACUGAAAGGAUGUAUUAUGACAAAGUACAUAUGUCAUAGAACUCUAAAGGUGUAGAAUAAAAGGCAGAACACAAAUGGAAACCGCUAUCCGGAGACACUGACUCCGUUCUGACCAUUAAUCUACUCCAUACAUGUAUAUUGACAGCAAUUUGUUAAAGGUUAAUCCUGAGUUUUCGAGAAUUUUUUUUUCUAAAAGCAUGUCGGAUAUGAAAGAUGAUGUAUGAAUUUGAUAUAAUUUAUUCCUUUUAAGUUUAUUUGAAAAGUUUUUAUCAAUGGGAAUAAAAUACUCUUACGCUUUAAUUGAUUUACAAUAUUUUCAAACUAAAUUAAAUGUGGUUUUAAUCAAAGGUUGGGAAUUGAGACUAUAGAUAAAGAAAAAUAAUCGUUUUUCUGCUCAAAUAUGUAAAUAUAUGAAUAUAUAUAUAUGAAUAUAUAUUAUUAAUAUGUAUUGCCAUUGAGUGUGUAUCUGUUCAAUAUCCAAAAUAGCUGUGCAAUAGAUAAUCAUAAAAACAAUGUGAACAAGCUGUGUAUUAAAUAUAAACAUAAA